This is a messenger RNA of Geodia barretti, 495 nucleotides long. Lineage: Eukaryota; Metazoa; Porifera; Demospongiae; Tetractinellida; Geodiidae. The record is from the annotation of a GenBank genome assembly.
AUGACCGUGACCGCCGGCGGAGGCGACAUCGUGAGUCGGGAGCAGUUUAACGAUUUUCUGCUUCACUUGGAGUUCAUGACACCCGAUAUGCCAGACGCAACGGGUCAAGCAAAGGGAAACAGCGGGGUAUUCCCUCAGGGUCGGUACGAAAUCCAGGUGCUAGAUUCCUACGGGAUUGAUGUGCCGGGCAUGGGAGACUGCGGUGCAAUUUACAAUCAAUUUGCAUCGUUGGUGAACGCUUGCAAGCCGCCGCUUGAAUGGCAAACAUACGAUGCGAUAUUCCGUGCUGCUCGCGUGGGUGAGUCGGGAGAGAUAGAAGAAAACGCACGUGUGACUGUUCUGCAGAACGGGAUUGUGAUACAGAAUAAUGUCCAAAUGCUGGGGGCUACAGGUGGAGCAACGGACGAAGGUGCCGCAGAGCCGGGACCCUUACGACUGCAAGACCACGGCAACCCGGUGAAGUAUCGCAAUAUCUGGUUGUACCGCUUCCGCUGA